CUUUUUCCUGGAAUCUGCGUUGGUGAAUUAGCAAAUAGCUAGCUGCCAGUGUUUGUUUUGGUUGUCUUGGUUGCCAAUUAGCUAAAAGAAAGAUGUCUGCCACGGAUGACGAUACUGAGUUGCGGGAUCUUUUGAUCCAAAACCUAGAAAACAGUGGGGUCUUGAACAAACUAAAGGCACGUAGCUACCAAUAUUGAAAAGUCGUAUGUCGAUGGACUCUUCAAAGACUGAGAAUUUUGGUGUUGCAGCUUGUUAUCGUUUCGAAUAGCUAGCUAACGUUAGCUAGCUACUGUAACUAGCUGGCCCGCGGUAAAGUCACCGGCUGUCAUCAAGAGAUCUAGUGUCUUGAGAUAGCUAGCUAGCUAAGUUAGCUAGCUAGCUACUGUACCUUCUAACAUUGGAUAACCAACAGCUAGCUAGAUAGCUAACUAUUUUACAAUUAGUGCAUAUUUAGGUACUUAGCUAGUACUGUUACAUAGCUAGCUAGGUAGUUCAGACCUGUUUGAGGCCCUCUUGCUUGGCCAACACCCUCUUUUGCUCUUAUUGUCGUAUUUUGUAGGCAGAAAUGCGCGCUGCUGUCUUCCUGGCUAUGGAUGAACAGGAUAAAGUGGAGGUAAGAAGAUAGCUGACUUGUGUGCAUUUUCAAUUAACGUUAAUCCUGAUAGUGUAACGUUACUUUAGGCCCACUUAUUGCUUCUCUUAGUAAUUACUUUUCAUUUUUUGGGAUGUCAGUGUAGUGUAUGAUUUACAUCUGCAUAACCUCUGCUACCACUCAUUAUCGUUCCCACAGAAUAAAACUCCACUUGUCAAUGAAAACCUGAAGAAAUGUCUUAAUACAAAGGAUGGUAAGGGUUAUCCACCGUGAUUGUCUGAACAAUAGUUUGCUAAUCGCAUAAUAAUCAACAUACAUUACAACGGCUCAUUCUUUCCAUGAUGAGGCUGAUCAUGUCUUUCCCUUUUUACAGGACGCCUGGUGGCCAGCCUCAUCAUAGACUUUCUGCAGGUCUUUCACCUGGACUUUACGCUUGCUGUCUUCCAGCCAGAGAUAAACUCAGUGAGUGUUUUACUCCCAGUGGAUGGGGCUGGCCUGGCAUUUGGUCAAAUCAUUUGGAAUUGUCAGUGCUACAUUCACCAUUAUGGCAUGCAAUUUAUUGCGCGUGUGUCCUAUUCUCAGCUAAAUGGCCUGGACAGCCGUGAGCAGGUCUCUUGUGAGCUGGGUAUCACCGAGACUGAUAUGAACAGGAACACUCCUCUCCUGCUGGAGCUUGUCAAGAGGGGCAGACACAGGGAGAAGAACUCCAUCUUCUCAGAGGUAAAGACAGACCACUGCACAGGGCGUGCCAUUUUACAUACAUAGGUUUAGUCAUUCACUACAGAGGGAAAGACACACCACUGCACAGGGCUUGCCAUUUUGCAUACAGGUUUAGUCAUUCACUAUAUACAGUUGAAGUCAGAAGUGUACAUACACCUUAGCCAAAUACAUUUAAACUCAGUUUUUCACAAUUCCUGACAUUUAAUCCUAGUAGAAAUUCCCUGUCUUAGGUCAGUUAGGAUCACCACUUUAUUUUAAGAAUGUGGAAUGUCAGAAUAAUAGUAGAGAAUUAUUUAUUUCAGCUUUUAUUUAUUUCAUCACAUUCCCAGUGGGUCAGAAGUUUACAUACACUCAAUUUGUAUUUGGUAGCAUUGCCUUUAAAUUGUUUAACUUGGGUCAAACGUUUCGGGUAGCCUUCCACAAGCUUCCCACAAUAAGUUGGGUGAAUUUUGGCCCAUUCCUCCUGACAGAGCUGGUGUAACUGAGUCAGGUUUGUAGGCCUCCUUGCUUGCACACGCUUUUUCAGUUCUGCCCACAAAUGUUCUAUAGGAUUGAGGUCAGGGCAUUGUGAUGGCCACUCCAAUACCUUGACUUUGUUGUCCUUAAGCCAUUUUGCCACAACUUUGGAAGAAUGCUUGGGGUCAUUUCCAUUUGGAAGACCCAUUUGCAACCAAGCUUUAACUUCCUGACUGAUGUCUUGAGAUGUUGCUUCAAUAUAUCCACAUAAUGUUCCUUCCUCAUGAUGCCAUCUAUUUUGUGAAGUGCACCAGUCCCUCCUGCAGCAAAGCACCCCCACAGCAUGAUGCUGCCACCCCCGUGCUUCACGGUUGGGAUGGUGUUCUUCGGCUUGCAAGCAUUCCCCUUUUUCCUCCAAACAUAACGAUGGUCAUUAUGGCCAAACAGUUCUAUUUUUGUUUCAUCAGACCAGAGGACAUUUCUCCAAACAGUACGAUCUUUGUCCCCAUGUGCAGUUGCAAACCGUAGUCUGGCUUUUUUAUGGCGGUUUUGGACCAGUGGCUUCUUCCUUGCUGAGCGGCCUUUCAGGUUAUGUCGAUAUAGGACUCGUUUUACUGUGGACAUAGAUACUUUUGUACCUGUUUCCUCCAGUAUCUUCACAAGGUCCUUUGCUGUUGUUCUGGGAUUGAUUUGCACUUUUCGCACCAAAGUACGUUAAUCUCUAGGAGACAGAACGCGUCUCCUUCCUGAGCGGUAUGACAGCUGCGUGGUCCCAUGGUGUUUAUACUUGCGUACUAUUGUUUGUACAGAUGAACGUGGUACCUUCAGGCGUUUGGAAAUUGCUCCCAAGGAUGAACCAGACUUGUGGAGGUCUACAAUUCUUUUUCUGAGGUCUUGGCUGAUUUAUUUAGAUUUUCCCAUGAUGUCAAGCAAAGAGGCACUGAGUUUGAAGGAAGGCCUUGAAAUACAUCCACAGGAACACCUCCAAUUGACACAAAUUAUGUCAAUUAGCCUAUCAGAAGCUUCUAAAGCCAUGACAUAAUUUUCUGGAAUUUUCCAAGCUUUUUAAAGGCACAGUCAACUUAGUGUAUGUAAACUUCUGACCCACUGGAAUUGUGAUACAGUGAAUUAUAAGUGAAAUAAUCUCUCUGUAAACAAUUGUUGGAAAAAGUGUUUGUGUCAUGCACAAAGUAGAUGUCCUAACCUACUUGCCAAAACUAGUGGUUGAAAAACGAGUUUUAAUGACUCCAACCUAAGUGUAUGUAAACUUCCGACUUCAACUGUGUAUAUAUAUAAUAAAUACAAUUUUUUUAUUUUACAAUCCAAAACAUACACAUACAAAUGACAACAUACAAACAUCCACAACAUCACCCCUGCGCAGAAGCCUACCUGAUUUGAUUGUGCUCUUGAAUGGCCUUCUGAAUGGAGUGACCAACUUGUGAUUAUAAUGGACUGCUUUCUUGCUCUACUGCUUUCCCUGCUCUGCUGCUUUCCCUGCUCUGGCCUGCUGUUUUCUGAUGUAAGGGGCACAAAGCCACAAACAUCCCCAAGGUAGUAAUUCUCAUGAUCUUCAUUCGCCUUCCUUCUCACUCACUAGGGUACAUUUACAUCUACAUAGAAUAUUAUGAAUGACCACCCACUGUUUCAAAAUCAGGUAUUAUACAUAGCCUACAACAUGACCACACUGAGAUGUAAUCCUUCAUACAACAACAUUUAAGUAUUUUGUCAAUGGACCAGAGCUGCCAGAAAAUAAACUGUAUUACUCAUAGUUGUCAUUUUGCCGUGACUACCAAAUUCUAAUAUUAUCUGGGUCAAAAGAAGGCACCGUGCCAUUAGUGUAAAUGUACCCAGACGAUUGAGAGAGAAAAUGGUUUUCCUGUUGAUCAGCGCGACUCUGACAUAACAAGUUUGUCCUACUUUCUUACAGUCAUGUUUCAUGCUCUGCUCAAAUCAGCAGAAUGAGCUCGCGUAGCUAUCCUAUUCACCCAUUCAUACUGAUAACUGUAGGCCGCAAAGGUGCACAUGAAGAACUAGCGUAUAACAAAAUAUUUUGAUUUGAAUAUCAUCAAGCUUACAAUUUCAUGUUUGUUUUUAUCGCGUGUAUUGAUCCCAAGAGGAUGCGACUUCAAAUGUAGAGAGAUUGCUUGGUCUGAUAUCAAUGUUCUUCCUUUUCUCUUUGUAGGAACUAACCCCCAGGCAAAUAGCAGACGCCCGGAAGAAGUUUGACAGUUAUGACAAGGUGAUCAUUUUAAGUACAAAUAUUUUGAAGCCAUCUCUUAAAAUGUAGAUGUGCUCAUUUUGGUCAUCCUCAUAAGUUCUCAUUUACAUUUAAGUCAUUUAGCAGACGCUCUUAUUCUCCAUUGCUAUUGAUUGCCUUGUGGAGGUGUUUCAAUGUCCAAGAUUCUUCCAAGAUCCUGCCUUUUACGGUGUUUCAUUUUUCUGCUUCAUAGGCCAGCACUGGUGGGAUACGCAAAGAGGAUUUGAAAGUUGUGUUUGGAGAUGUUUUUCCCAACUUCAACAAGUAUGUUUGGGCCAUGUCAUUCAAGCAAAAUGACAAAACACUAAGGUCUGGUUCCCUGGACACCGGAAAGCCCACUCCUGAACUAAAAAGCAUGAAUUUCUAUUGAAAGUGCUUUGUCAUUCAGGAAUAGACUUAAUCUGUGUCUGGGAAACCUGUCCAGACUGCAAAGCUGAUAUGACAAUGCUAUUUGUGACGUGAAUCAACAGCUCAUCAAGUUUCCUUAACAAGUUGUUGUCUGUGUGUCCAAUAACAGGAACAUGCUGGAGAAGUUUGUCACUGAUGAACAUAGAGCUGGAGACAAAGCCUCCAGUAAAUGUAAGUGUUCUGUAGACUGAAAGGAAUUGACAUUCUUCAUUUUAUUUUAUUUAACCUUUAUUUAACUAGGCAAGUCAGUUAAUAACAAAUUCUUAUUUACAAUGACGGCCUACCAAAAGGCAAAAGGCCUCCUGUGGGGACGGGGGCUUGGAUUAAAAAUAUAGGACAAAACACACAUCACGACAAGAGACACCACAACACUACAUAAAGAGAGACCUAAGAUAACAACAUAGCAUGGCAGCAACACAUGACAACACAACAUGGUAGCAACACAACAUGGCAACAGCACAACAUUGUGCAAACAUUAAUGGGCACAGACAACAGCACAAAGGCAAGAAGGUAGAGACAACAAUACAUCAUGCGACGCAGCCACAACUGUCAGUAAGAGUGUCCAUGAUUGAGUCUUUGAAUGAAGAGAUGGAGAUUUAAACUGUCCAGUUUGAUUGUUUCUUGCAGCUCGUUCCACUCGCUAGCUGCAGCGAACUGAAAAGUGUGGUUGCUAUAGUUACAAGCAUGGCAACACAAAUCUGAGGAAAAUGUCGUCAUCUGCUCUAAUGCUUUGUCUCAUAUCUCUGUCUCUGUAGCUAUAGACUUCCAGGAGUUUCUGGGCUUGUACAAGCGCUUCUUCAGUCAGUGUCGAAGUGUGGUAAGACACCUUUACUCUUUUGAAGUUCCUUUUUAGAUUGAAUCAUAGAUUUAACUUUGUAUGAACUGUUUCUUUCUGUGAAACAACACAAUGUCAAAUGUGUCCUUCCCUUCCAGGUCACCCAUGACACCAGUGAUGUCAUUUACAAUCCCAGUCGAUUUAUUGAGGAGAAGAUAAACAUUUCACCGGCUAGUAAGGUACAUUGGCUCUUCUCAAACUAUGGUGCAGUGCAUGUUUUAGUGCUCUAUAUAAAAUGGCUGUUGUUUCUCAUAGGAUAACUAUUUUCUUACUUUGUUCAAAGUUAAUAUUGCAUUCCUUUAAUGCCUGUUUGUGUGAACUGUUAUGUCAUAACAGCUUUCUUGUGAAUCAAUACAUUUCUAUGGAAUUUGCCUUAAAAUAACAUAGCAAGAGAUCUAGUUUUGUAAUUGCAGGAUGUGAGCAUUGGGUAUAAAUUAUGUGGAUAUUUGAGAGAAUGUUGAUUGUUAAAACAAAGCCUCUGUUUUUACGCUUUCUUUCGAAAGGAUGAAGAGGUCAGUAGACUAAACUGUAUUUGAUUCUCCCUAAAUGUAGCCUCCUUUAGGGCCUACCCAGUAUCCAUCAUGUUAGUGAGGCAGUGAGUGUGUGAGGAGGCUGAUAGCUGUGUUCUCAUGCACAGAUCCCCAGGUUUAAAGGACAUAAACACAGUGCACAGGCGGAGAAGGCUAACGCCAAGGUAAACUGCAAGGCGGGAACAGGGUUGUGCUCAUUAGGCACCAAACGGAAGAGAGUGUACUGAAACAGAGGGACUAGCUGGACUAAUAAGGAACACUCAUUUUCGUUGGGUUUGCUGUAAUGAACACAACCCAGGUGUAGAGUACCCACUGGGCACACACUGGUUGAAUAAACGUUGUUUCCACGUCAUUUCAAUUAAAUGACGUUGAACCAACGUGGAAUAGACUUUAAUUUGACAUCUGUGCCCAGUGGGUAGGCUCAUACCAAUUCAUCCAGGGGAAGUUCUCAUUUCAAAGGCAUGUCCGUACCAUUUACUAAUUGCUCACUUCACUGUCUUAAUGGUUCAUAGAGUAGGUGCGACUAACGUAGCUAAGCCAUUAGCAAGGGCAGACCUCUAAAAUGGCCUUUACCUUUACUUGUGCCGGAUAGUUCUCAAAAUAUCUUUCCUAUAGCUAAUAUUUCAGUGCCACUACUAACUCUCCCUGUCGCUUUAAUCGUCUAACCAUUUGCAACUAAAUGCUAGCUAACCCACUCAAAUACACAGAAGCAGCUUUAAACAUGUGUUUUUGUUAUUUUUAUUGUCUUGUUCCUAUAUGUGCCACACAGGGCGUGGAGGUCAGUCACAGCCACAGUGACACCAGCCUGCGCUUUGGCUCUCUUCAGGGCAAAGGGCAGGGUCACGUGACGUCGAUGCACAGCGAGGCGUGCGGGGACAAUGACAAUGGCCCCACGGUGAGCCUGAAGAAGGGGCUGGACCUGGAGGUGGAGGAGGACGCAGACGAGGACGACUCGUUCUUUGAUGACCCUCUGCCUAAACCACAGAAAAUCUAUGGCUGGUGAGGACAGGGGUUGAUAAAAGAGUUGGAGAAUGUAUGUCAUAGAGAGAGCCUAUCUUUUAACUGUUGUUUGAUCAAUAGGACUGUAAAGUUCCCAAAUGUAAGAGGACUCCCGUGGUGUUUACAUAUUUGCAGAAAUCCAUUCAGGUGUAUUUUGUGGCUUUUGGCGAUUGAGUUCUAAUGAUCUAAAGUCGCGCUGUUGCAACUGCCUGUAAACACACAGUCCAGUUCAAAGUGAAUGACGGCAGGCCCGUGUGGCAAAUGGCUUGUUUGUAUAAAGGGAUACUGUAGCUCUAAUUGGCUAUAGCCCACCGUUCUGUGUAGACUCCGGUCCUGGACAAGACAGAUGUUUUUAUUUGGUUUUAUUUACUGCAGUGUCUAUUAAUUGCACAAACGCAUUGCUGAUUUCCCACUAUAUAUUACUAUAGAAUUUUCACAAAUGCCUUAGUAUACACUACCGGUCAAAAGUUUUAGAACACCUACUCAUUCAACAGAUUUUCUUUAUUUUUACUAUUUUCUACAUUGUAGAGUAAUAGUGAAGACAUCAAAACUAUGAAAUAACACAUAUGGAAUCAUGUAGUAACCAAAAAAGUGUUAAACAGAUCAAAAUAUAUUUGAGAUUCUUCAAAUAGCCUCCCUUUUCCUUGAUGAUUGAUGAUGGUUAAGUGUGCCUUAAAUUCUAAGUAAAUCACAGACAGUGUCACCAGUAAAGCACCUCCACACCAUAACACCUCCUCCUCCAUGCUUUACGGUGGGAAAUACACAUGCAGAGAUCAUCUGUUCACCCACACCGCGUCUCACAAAGACACGGCGGUUGGAACCAAAAACUCUCCAAUUUGGACUCCAGACCAAAGGACACAUUUCCACCAGUCUAAUGUCCAUUGCUCGUGUUUCUUGGCCCAAGCAAGUCUCUUCUUCUUAUUGGUGUCCUUUAGUAGUGGUUUCUUUGCAGCAAUUUGUCCAUGAAGGCCUGAUUCACACAGUCUCCUCUGAACAGUUGAUGUUGAGAUGUGUCUGUUACCUGAACUCUGUGAAGCAUUUAUUUGGGCUGCAAUUUCUGAGGCUGGUAACUCUAAUGAACUUAUCCUCUGCAGCAGAAGUAACUCUGGAUCUUCCAUUCCUGUGGCGGUACUCAUGAGAGCCAGUUUCAUCAUAGUGCUUGAUGGUUUUUUGUGACUGCAUCAAAGUUAUUGAAAUGUAGUACUGACCGUAUUGAACACUGCUUACCUUGCCUAUCUAAUAAAGUAAGGCAAGGGACUGGUCGUCCGUUCAUACUUUUUUAUGUUAUUAUUUUUUAUUAUUAUAUAUGAGUUUGUUUGUGUCUGGUGGCCAUAAAUAUGGACCUUGAGUCUUAUGAUGUCUACAAAUAGAGCUCUUUGUAUACCCUCCCUACCUUGUCACAACACAACUGAUUGGCUCAGAUGCAUUAAGAAAGAAAGAAAUUCCACAGAUUAACUUUAAGAAGGCAGGACCUGUUAAUUGAAAGGUAUUCCAGGUGCUACUCAUGAAGAUGGUUGAAGAAUGCCCAAGAGUAUGCAAAAGCAUGUCAUCAAGGCAAAUGGUGGCUAUUUGAACAAUCUCAAAUAUAAAAUAUAUUUUGAUUUGUUUUAACACUUUUUUGGUUACUAAACUCAGCAAAAAAAGAAACGUCCCUUUUUCAGGACCCUGUCUUUCAAAGAUAAUUAGUAAAAAUCCAAAUAACUUCACAGAUCUUCAUUGUAAAGGGUUUAAACUACUGCUCGCUAUUGCGCAGUGACCUGUUGGCCUUCAAGAAGGCAGAUGUUUCCAUACGUUUUUGUAAACUGGUCCCAACCAUUAAGCCAAAAUGUGAUUGGUUGAUUCAGUUGAAUAGCAGAUGCCUUUAUCUAUCUUCUGAUGGCCUAGCCAAUGGCUGACUUAGCUAGCUAGAUUUAUCUCCCCAGAGACCAGCAAAGUCUUCAGUGUUAACCCUUUCCUUUCCAACAAAAACUGAAGGGCUAAGGAUUUAUAAAAUAAUGAUUAUUAUUAUAACGAUAAUUACAUGAUUUUUGUGUAAUUAUCGUUAUUAUAAUAAUCAUUAUUUUAUAAAUCCUUAGCCCUUCUCUGAAGGCGUAUAAGGCCCAUUGUUCCCCACUGUGUUUGGGUUAGUAAUAAUUUGUAGAGUGGCUCUAUUUGCCCUCCGUAUGCAUUUUUUCACUAUUCUGAAUGUCUAAAGAAUCCAUAUGUUUUUCUGAAAUAUUAACACAGAAAUACUGUACAUUUUCAACUCUUAUGGUUGUGAUUUGACAGUUACAAUCAUGGUCUUGAAUUGGACUGGCAUUCUUUUGGUCUUGGACCCCUUGUCCCCCUCCCGGUCUUGUUCUUGACCUUGACUCUAUUUGCUCUGGUCUUGGUCUUGAAUCGGUCUCAUUUUAGGUGGUCUCGAACACAACACUGUGCUACAGCAUACAAUGACAUUCUAGACUAUUCUGUGCUUCCAACUUUGUAGCAACAGUUUGGGGAAGGCCCUUUCCUGUUUCAGCAUGACAAUGCCCCCGUGCACAAAGCAAGGUCCAUACAGAAAUGGUUUGUCGAGAUCGGUGUGGCAGGAUUUAACUGGCCUCCACAGAGCCCUGACCUCAACCCCAUCAAACCCCUUAGGGAUGAAUUGGAACGCUGACUGUGAGCCAGGCCUAAUCGCCCAACAUCAGUGCCCGACCUCACUAAUGCUGUUGUGGCUGAAUGGAAGCAAGUCCCCACAGCAAUGUUCUAACAUCUAGCGGAAAGCCUUCCCAGAAGAGUGGAGGCUGUUAUAGCACCAAAGGGGGGACCGACCCGAUAUUAAUGCCCAUAAUUUUGGAAUUAGAUGUUCGAGCAGGUGUCCACAUACUUUUGGUCAUGUAGUGUACAUUCUGUUCCCCUUUUCUCUCACAGUAACUUUCCAUACACAAAAUUCCUCUAAUAUAGUAGUAGAAGUAAAUCUAUUUCAAGAUAGAACCCAACAUGAUGAAGUAUUGUGUGAAGAGGAGUGCGGCUCUGUCGCCGCCCUGCUCACUAUGUUCUCUCGCUCUCUGUCAUGCUGCGUAUGGAAGUAGUAGCCUUCCCCUGGCUAAGAGUCAUUCAGGGGCCAGUCUCUCUGAAAAGAGAAACAGUCAGAAAGAGUAAGUAUGUCCUCACUGUAAACUCAAUGAGCUAGGCUAAUUACAGUGAUUCAUAAUAGUUUUGAAAUACAGGGCUGUGUUAUUUUAGGGCACACCAUAACAAAACAUUUUGCAAUGGAAAACCAAAACACGGGUUUCUUAUUGAACAAUUCCACGUAGUUUGUUGGUGCCUAAUGAACACGAUCCUGUUCUAUUUAUAGCAGGUAAUCGCAAAUAGAUAUCCUUGUUAGCUUUAGUAUUGUGUACUCAUAUUGAAAGUACAAAGGAGGUGUUUGUUAAGAUGACUAAAGUGCCUUAGAAACAUGGACCAGCGUGUGUGGGCGGGGUGGUGGGUAGUUUGGUUCCACAUAGGAGCACUGUGCUGUCUGUCUCUGCUCUGCUGUCACGUGUCUUUGUUUUUCCCUUGGGGUUUCUCCUCCUCUGUCUGCCCAGCGUUGUUCUCUAUCCCCUUCCCUUCUUCUUUUCUGUUUAUCUGUGUGUGUCUCCUUCCCUCCGUCCCCAAGCAGCUUCGUCCGCUCUCUGAGGGAGGAGAGCCUCACAGGGCGCUCCUUUAACCCAAUGAGGAGGGGCACUAGCCUCAAUGAGUGAGUGUGCAUGAUGCUGGUGUAUCACUCCGCCAUUAGCUAAGUCAGUUGCACUCAUCUGAGUGAUAAGCCAUGACAAAUCUGACCAUUUGCUUGCUGCCUCGAAACCAACAAUUAACGUUUGUAACGAUUGGCAAUGACCUAUAAAUAAUAACCUAUACUAAUAUGGUGUUCAUGGUCUUGUACUUUAACACUUUCAUUUUCUUUGCAUGUGUGUGCGUGUUUUUUUUCCAUGUGUGUGUUGUGUGAGUGUAUUUCCUUCAUUAUGCUCCUGUGUUUGUCCUGUCUGUCUCUCCUCUCUCUGGGCUCAGCCUGUCUGCUCUGGGUAGUGACACAGAGGGUGAUGGGGACGAGCUCUUUUCUGACUAUGGUAAUAAACUGAGCUGCUUGGAGCACAGGUGAGCUGCAGGCCUCUCUUUCACGGCAGGCAUCUCAUUGCUCUCUCUCUCUCUCUCUCUCUCUCUCUCUCUCUGUCUCUGUCUCUGUCUCUGUCUCUGUCUCUCUCUGUCUCUCUCUCUCUCUUAUGUAGUGCCACACUCCUUCUUAGUAUCUCUUAUAUGACAUGCCUGUCUCCUCUGCCUUAGUCAAUGAAUGUGAGUUGAAUGUGUUUGGCCUCCAGACUGAGGACUUUUCUUGUUUAUCCCCCAGGAGAGCAGCAGAUUCGGACCCAGCCCCCCAGAGGAGUGCUGCAGGUGGGGGGUUCCACUCAGGAGAAGCCCAUCACAGAGACCUCUCAGGCAGCAGAAACGGUGAGAGCAGUGGUGUGGGUGUGUGCUAUGUUUAAAGGGUUAGAAGCACUAAAUCACGCCGGUGUGAUCGUGGGAUUCAAGAGGUUUUAAUUCCAUGAAUAAAUCAACCUUAAUUCCAGUCAUAGACUUCAACUGCUCCUGUAGCCCAAAACAUUCUUUUUUAACAUAGGCCUUAUUUUCUGCACACACACUCAUCACACAAUGCAGUCUAAGCAUGUUAGAACCACAGAUGAAAGGGAGUUUGUUCAAAGUAUCUUUGCUAAAACAACUACUGGGAUGGGCUAUACCAGCUGAUCAUCGCAAAUGUAGUCUAGAUAAACCAGCUAGUGAGCUAGGCUAUGCUGUCAAAACAAGCUAACUAGUCUUUACUUGAUUUUAAAUGUGUUCUGCUACUGACAAAGUCGAACUGCAGUUGCCCCCUUCCCUGUCCCUGACUGUGAGACAACACAUGCUAGCAACUCUAAAGUAACCUACUAUUGGCAGUAUUCAUUUCAAACUCACCGGUGCCGGAAGGUAGCUUGUGCAUGCAGGAAAAGUGCAGCAGCUCUCUGCCGCGCUCUCUGUGGAAGAAGGGCAGGGGAGGGGACUUUCUUCAAGAUGAUAAAUUAUCCACAUUGAUGGGCAAUUUGUUUCUUUUAAAGUUACAAGAGAGAAAAGAGACACAAUUAAAUACAACUUUUUUUCAUAGGGCUGGAUUUGAAAUAUGUUUUCUUCUUUACUUCUUGAAUAAUCUCUUGAAUGCUUUUUUUUAAGGUACUUCUAACAAAGAUAAAGGAUUCAAAGACUUGAAAAUGAUGAAUGAUAAAACCGGAUCUUCCGCGCAGGGUAUGAUAUUAACCCAAUUCCAUGUUUUUUAUUUCUUUAUUUUAGAUUAUACUGUUUUGAAUAUGGAGUUGGUCCCCCCUUUGCUGCUAUAACAGCCUCCACUAUUCUUGGAAGGCUUUCCACUAGAUGUUGGAACAUUGCUGUGGGGACUUGCUUCCAUUCAGCUACAAGUGCAUUAGUGAGGUCGGGCACUGAAGUUGGGCAAUUAGGCCUGGUUCGCAGUUGGCGUUCCAAUUCAUCCCAAAGGUGUUCAAUGGAGCCAGUCAAGUUCUUCCACACCGAUCUCGACAAACCAUUUCUGUAUGGACCUCUCUUUGUGCACGGGGCAUUGUCAUACUAAAACAGGAAAGUGCCUUCCCCAAACUGUUGCCACAAAGUUGAAAGCACAGAAUCGUCUAGAAUAUCAUUGUACGCUGUAGCGUUAAGAUGUCCCUUCACUGGAACUAAGGGGCCUAGCCCGACCAUGGAAAAACAGCCCCAGACCAUUAUUCCUCCUCAACCAAACUUGGGGCAGGUAGCAUUGUCCUGGCAGAGAAAGUGUUUCCACUGCUCCAGAGUCCAAUGGCGGCGAGCUUUACACCACUCCAGCCGACGCUUGGCAUUGCAUAUGGUGAUCUUAGGCUUGUGUGCAGCUGCUCAGCCAUGGAAACCCAUUUCAUGAAGCUCCCGACGAACAGUUGUUGUGCUGACGUUGCUUCCAGAGGCAGUUUGGAACUUGGUUAGUGAGUGUUACAACUGAGGAGAUACGAUUUUUACGCACUUCAGCACUCAGCGGUCCCGUUCUGUGAGCUUGUGUGGCCUAACACUUCGCGGCUGAACCGUUGUUUCUCCUAGACGUUUCCACUUCACAAUAACAGCACUUACAGUUGACCAGGGUAGCUCUAGCAGGGCAGAAAUUUGACGAGCUUACUUGUUGGAAAGGUGGAAUCCUAUGACGGUGCCAUGUUGAAAGUCACUGAGCUCAUUCUACUGCCAAUGUUUGUCUAUGGAGAUUGCAUGUCUGCGUGCUCAAUUUUAUACACCUGUCAGCAACGGGUGUGGCUGAAAUAGCCAAAUCCACUAAUUUGAAAGUGUGUCCACAUACUUUUGUGUAUAUAUAUAUAUAGAGUAUCAUCCUGAUAUACCCCUCUUUGUUUUGCCAGAUGACGACUAUGACGAUGACUUUAACAGGUAAUGUAGGACAUUGUCCUGUAUCUUCCCUAGAUCUCACUAGCUAUUUUUAGAUGCUGCUCGGUGCUCAUUCAGUUUCAUGCCCUAUCUGUGACUUGAGAGAUAUCAAUCUGAAGGGUUUCCCUUCUCUGUGUGUUUCUUGUUUACCACCACCAGCCAUCGAUCAGAUAUCUCCAAGAGCGAGGUGAGCAUCGGAGAAGAGAUCGAGGAGGUUUCCAUCGAGGGACCCGACAACAGCGAUAAGGUGUGUGGGAAGGGAAGGGAAAGGGGAUACCUAGUCAGUUGUACAGCUGAAUGCAUUAAACCAAAAUGUGUCUUCCGCAUUUAAGCCAACCCCUCUGAAUCAGAGAGGUGCGUGGGGCUGCCUUAAUCGACGUCCACGUCAUCGGUGCCUGUGUGUCAUAGUCAUAGGAACGGCAACAGGCAGUCAACCCUACAUAUGUGUAAAGCUACUCAGCAGUGGGCCCUUCUUGUAGUUACUACAGUUUUAGGUUGAGUUUGACAUAAAGGCACUAUGUACAGGAAAGGGAAGCUGGUUGUUGACUUCCACUUGCAAAUGUCAGAGUAUAUCAAUCAAUUGGUGAAAAGAUUCCAGUAUAGGGUGGGGAUAGGAAUCAAAAUGUAAUCGACAGUUGAUAUUCUCUUUUGAGUACAUUCAAUUAGCUAAAUGUUUUUUUACAUUUUUACAUUUUAGUCAUUUAGCAGACGCUCUUAUCCAGAGCGACUUAGUUAGUGAGUGCAUACAUUUUUCAUACUGGCCCCCCCGUGGGAAUCGAACCCACAACCCUGGCGUUGCAAGCGCCAUGCUCUACCAACUGAGCUACAGGAGAUACUGACAUGUUCCCUAUAAUCAUGCCGUACAGAAAUAGGUCUAAUAAAUAUGAAUUUUAAGUAAGUAGUUGUCUUUGGUGGUAUUUCUACAUUACCAUGUCACACACACUCUCACCCUUUCUUUUCUCCCCCCCAUCAGUUUGAUGAGAUCACUCAGGACUUCAGCGUAUCUCAGCUCAGCCAGAGUCAAGGAGCUGACUACAUGGAAGAGGUGGCAUGACAAUCCAUCAGCCUUACACCACAAAGGCCAUUUCUUCUACGUUAACUAUUAUUUAUGUUGUGUGUUCACAUAAUUUGUGUUCAUGGACCUAAUAAAAGGACCACUGUUACCAAGAUUGUUCUUGAGCAAGGUUUUUAUUGUGAUCCUUUUUUUAACUUU
Molecule: messenger RNA, 14454 nt
Organism: Coregonus sp. 'balchen'
Lineage: Eukaryota; Metazoa; Chordata; Actinopteri; Salmoniformes; Salmonidae
Source: the annotation of a GenBank genome assembly